Messenger RNA from Echinops telfairi (small Madagascar hedgehog), 2222 nucleotides. It is a transcript of the gene SLC1A1, whose product is annotated as solute carrier family 1 member 1. The transcript has 12 exons. Gene Ontology annotation, biological process: L-glutamate transmembrane transport. Gene Ontology annotation, molecular function: L-cysteine transmembrane transporter activity; glutamate:sodium symporter activity; L-glutamate transmembrane transporter activity. Gene Ontology annotation, cellular component: plasma membrane. The coding region runs from base 1 to 1797 and encodes 598 amino acids. NCBI's taxonomy places the organism in Eukaryota, Metazoa, Chordata, Mammalia, Afrosoricida, Tenrecidae. The record is from RefSeq and is a predicted model, not a curated record.
AUGGAGCGGCACUACCGUGCCACCACCACGGGCUCCAGCACACCAGCAAAGGAGAAUGGGAUUACCGUGGGAGUCUUGGUGCGCGAGUACAGCCAGCUCUCGAGCCUGGAGAAAUUCUACUUCGCUUUUCCUGGGGAAAUUCUCAUGAGGAUGCUGAAGCUCGUCAUCUUGCCACUAAUUAUAUCCAGCAUGAUUACAGGCGUUGCGGCCCUGGACUCCAGCAUCUCUGGGAAGAUCGGCCUGCGGGCCGUCGUGUAUUACUUCAGCACCACCCUCAUUGCCGUCAUCCUAGGAAUUGUGCUGGUGGUGACCAUCAAGCCCGGUGUCACCCAGAAAGUGGAUGAAAUUGACAGGGUGGGCAGCACCCCCGAUGUCAGCACGGUAGACGCCAUGUUGGACCUGAUCAGGAACAUGUUCCCGGAGAACCUCGUGCAAGCCUGCUUCCAGCAGGUAAGGCUCAGACUUUGGCCCCAGUCACUCCCCUCUUCCCAUCGCCAGAUCCGCGUGGUGUCCGUGGGUGUUUUUAACGUGGGAUUCAAACAACUGAACCACCAGUUCGCUGCCCUGAUGACCCUUUCACAAAGACGAGGCUUCUGCCCCCCGCCAGCGAGCCUCGUGCACAACCGCCGCCUGUCGGCAUUGCUUCACACGCCAUUUUGCUUCGAGUCACGUUUCCAAAAGGAUGGUGGGCAGGGUGGCCCGUCCGCCCCUGUUGGGGAUGCCUGGUGCCCACACCCGGCCAUUUCUAGCAGAAGUCCGGUCACACGGCUGUGUGUGUUUCCUCCCCGCGGCUUCGGUCCCCAGAACGAAACCACAGACUACAAGGUCGUGGGCAUGUACACAGACGGCAUCAACGUCCUGGGCCUGAUCAUCUUCUGCCUCGUCUUUGGGAUCAUCAUCGGGAAAAUGGGAGAGAAGGGGCAGGUCCUGGUGGAUUUCUUCGACGCCCUGAGCGAGGCCACCAUGAAAAUCGUGCAGAUCAUCAUGUGCUACAUGCCCAUCGGGAUCCUCUUCAUGAUUGCCGGCAAGAUCAUCGAAGUGGAGAACUGGGAGAUCUUCCGGAAGCUGGGCCUGUACAUGGCCACAGUGAUGAGUGGGCUCGCAAUCCACUCCAUCAUCCUCCUCCCGCUGAUCUACUUCAUCGUCGUGCGGAAGAACCCUUUCCGCUUCGCCAUGGGGAUGGCCCAGGCUCUCCUGACGGCUCUCAUGAUCUCUUCCAGCUCGGCGACACUGCCUGUCACCUUCCGCUGUGCUGAGGAGAAGAACGGGGUGGACAAGAGGAUCACUCGGUUCGUGCUGCCCGUCGGGGCCACCAUCAACAUGGACGGGACGGCGCUCUAUGAGGCGGUGGCCGCCGUGUUCAUUGCCCAGCUGAACAACAUGGAUCUGGGCAUCGGACAGAUCAUCACUAUCAGUGUCACCGCCACGGCCGCCAGCAUCGGCGCUGCCGGCGUGCCCCAGGCUGGCCUGGUGACCAUGGUGAUUGUGCUGAGCGCUGUGGGGCUGCCCGCCCAGGACGUCACCCUCAUCAUCGCUGUCGACUGGCUCCUAGACCGGUUCCGGACCAUGGUGAACGUGCUGGGAGACGCGUUUGGGACCGGCAUCGUGGAGAAGCUCUCCAAGAAGGAGCUGCAGCAGAUGGACGCGUCCUCCGACGUCAACAUCGCGAACCCCUUUGCUUUGGAGUCCCCCGCGCCCGACGCCGACGACUCGGAGGUCAAGAAGUCCUAUGUCAACGGGGGCUUCGCGGUAGACAAGUCCGAUUCCAUCUCAUUCACCCAGACCUCACAGUUCUAGGACCCUGGCUUCCGACGACGGCGAGUGGGGCGGACAUCGUCACCAGUGGACUCUUAGCCGACGGACACCUGGGAGGGGUGGACGGCACACCAGUGGCCAGCUGUACACUUGAUUUGAUAUGCAGACAGACGUCCUGAUUGUUCUCUGCCGGGACUCACGGCUCGCUCUCUCUCUCUCUCUGCGAUUGGGGCCGCAGGGGUGGGGGCGGAAAGGAGUAGAGACAAGGACCGGGAGGUAGUCGGGGUCCUUGGCCCCUUCUGUUAGGCAGCGGUUGGAAGCGUGUGAACUAACAGCUGUCGGGGGCAGGUCAUGGAUGUGGAAGGGACAUGGUUUUCUCCCGCGCAAUCCAGUGUUUGGGGGCUUUUCUCCUUUUUUUUUUCUUCUAAAUAUUCUAUCAUUGAUAACAAAUUCGUACUCAGGCUUUA